AGAAGAUCGAUAUUAUUUCACCUAAUAUUUACUCGCAAAGAAGACUGAGAUGGGCAGCUAUGCUUCCAACUACCUACGCUUACUGUCUUACACCAAGCUCUUGGCCUCUCACGUGAACCAGGGCCGCCACCACGAUGCCCUCUCUCUCUUCCACCAUAUGCACGCCUCCUCCGCUCCCGCCCUCGAUGCUUUCGUCUUCCCUCUCGCCCUCAAGUCCUGCGCCGCAGCCCACCGCCCCAAUCUCGGCGCCGCCAUUCACGCCCACGUCACUAAGUUCUCCCUCGUCUCCAACCCCUUCGUCGCCUGCGCUCUCGUUGACAUGUAUGGCAAGUGCGUAUCUGUUUCUUCCGCGCGCCACCUGUUCGACGAAAUUCCCCACCGAAAUAUCGUGGUUUGGAAUGCUAUGAUUUCUAUCUACACGCAUUCGGGUCGUGUUGCUGAUGCUUUGGGGUUGUUCGAAGUGAUGGAUGUUGAGCCCAAUGCGUCCACUUUCAAUGCUAUUAUUUCGGGUUUGUCAGGGUUGGAGGAUGGAUCAUUUAAGGCGCUCUCGUUUUAUAGGAGAAUGGGAGAGGUCGGGUUGAAGCAGAAUUUGAUCACGCUUCUUGCUUUGUUACCAGCUUGUGUGGAUUUAGCGGCAUUGACUUUGAUUAAGGAAAUUCAUGGUUAUGCAAUUAGGAAUGGUAUUGACCCUCAUCCCCAUUUAAGGAGUUGCCUGGUGGAGGCCUAUGGGCGAUGUGGAUGUAUUGUGAAUUCACAAUGUGUGUUUCAGAGUAUUAGUAUGAGUGAAAGAGAUGUGGUUGCAUGGAGCAGCUUAAUAUCAGCUUAUGCUCUACAUGGGGAUGCAAGAACUGCGCUGGAAACUUUUGAACAAAUGGAAAUGGCCAAAGUUCAGCCUGAUGGGAUCACUUUUCUUGGGGUUUUGAAGGCUUGUAGCCACGCUGGGUUAGCUGAUGAGGCAUUGGGGUACUUUGGGCGGAUGUGUAAAGAUUAUGGCGUGGAAGCAAGUAGUGAUCACUAUUCGUGUGUGGUGGAUGCUUUGAGUAGAGCAGGGAGGCUGUAUGAAGCGUAUGAGAUCAUACAGGGAAUGCCUGUGAAGUCUACUGCAAAAACCUGGGGGGCCCUUCUCGGGGCAUGUCGGACAUAUGGAGAAGUGGAGCUUGCAGAGAUUGCUGGGAGAGCUUUGUUUGAGUUAGAGCCUGACAAUGCUGCCAAUUAUGUGCUGUUGGCUAGAAUAUAUGCUAGUGUGGGCAGACAUGAAGAGGCACAGAGAAUGAGAAGGGAAAUGAAUGAGAUGGGAGUGAAGGCAGCGCCUGGCAGUAGUUGGGUAGUGUAUCAAGUCUGAUGCCAAAUGUUGACUAUUCAGUGAUUCCUUGCUCUUUAAUGUUUUCUUGAGAAGAUCUACAAAGAAGGUGUAGUGCAUUGCUGUUGAUGAAUGCUUGAUUAGUACAUGCAGCAAUCUGAUCUAACUAGGCUAAAAGGGCAGGGACAAUGCUAGAAUGGUCCUGAAGGCCUAGAAUGGCCCUGAAGGCAUUGCAGUGAAAAGAAUGAACUCAAUGGUGAAUUCAAUUUCAGUGCUCAAUGAACUAAUAUCUCCAACUGUUGGGUUGGAUCAGUGUGGAUAUUGAUACACAGAUGACAAAUGCAAUGGCAAAGAGGGGUGUUUACCAUUUGCACCCCAUUAGAGUGAUGCACAAUUGGCAUGCCAUGACUGCAAAUUGUACCAAGAAAGCUGUAUGUUGAUACAUUUAAUUAGAUUAAUGGUGUAUACUAUUAUUAGAUUACCAUUAUUUUGGUCUUGGAAGAACGAUCAUUAACAUAACAAUGAAAUUGACAGUUGAAAUA
Molecule: messenger RNA, 1842 nt
Organism: Vitis vinifera (wine grape)
Lineage: Eukaryota; Viridiplantae; Streptophyta; Magnoliopsida; Vitales; Vitaceae
Product: putative pentatricopeptide repeat-containing protein At1g03510
Exons: 1
Coding region: 50-1342 (430 amino acids)
Biological process (GO): RNA modification
Molecular function (GO): RNA binding; protein binding
Source: RefSeq, a predicted model, not a curated record